Messenger RNA from Pseudopipra pipra, 1933 nucleotides. RefSeq names its product 6-phosphogluconolactonase (gene PGLS). NCBI's taxonomy places the organism in Eukaryota, Metazoa, Chordata, Aves, Passeriformes, Pipridae. Gene Ontology annotation, molecular function: 6-phosphogluconolactonase activity. Gene Ontology annotation, biological process: pentose-phosphate shunt; carbohydrate metabolic process. The record is from RefSeq and is a predicted model, not a curated record. The transcript is spliced from 5 exons. Bases 585 to 1349 code for a protein of 254 amino acids.
UUUCCCAGCUUUAGGACCAGAGGACACGGCCUUGAGCUGCACCAGGGGAGGUUUAGAUUGGACAUCAGGAGGAAUUUCUUCAGAGAGAGGGGGAUCAGACACUGGAAUGGGCUGCCCAGGGAGGUGGUGGAGUCCCUGGAUCUCUCUAAGAAGAUACUGGAUGUGGCACUCGGUGCCAUGGUCUGGGUGAUGAGGUGGGGUUGGGUCACAGGUUGGACUCGAUGAUCUCGGAGGUCUUUUCCAACCUAAUUACAGAAUCACAGAAUCAACCAACCCAGACCAUGGCACCACAUCCAGGCUCUUCUUAAACACCUGCAGGGACAGUGACUCCACCACCUUCCCAGGCAGCCCCUUCCAACGUCUGAUCCCUCUCUCUGUAAAUAAUUUCUCCCUAUUGUCCAAUCUAAACUUCCCCUGGUGCAGUUUAAGAUUGUGAUUCUAUGGUUGAUUCUGCGAUUGUGUGGGGCGGACUAGGCCCCGCGUUGCUAGGCAACGCUUGGCGUUUGUGACGUCAUUUCCGCCUCACCUCACUCCUGGGCUCUAGGCCGGUGACGCCACUUCCGCCUUCAGCAGGGGCGGGUGUCAUGGCGGUCGUGUCCGUGUUCCCGUCGUCGCGGGAGCUCGGCCCGGCGCUGGCGCGGAUCGUGGCCGAGGCGGCGGCCGAGGCGGCGCAGGGAGAGGGCGGGCGGUUCUCGCUGGGGCUCUCGGGGGGCUCCCUGGUGGAGCUGCUGGCGCGAGAGCUGCCGCCCGCCCUCAGCGCGGCCCCCGCCGCCGCCGACCCCGCGCGGUGGCUCGUGGCCUUCUGCGACGAGCGGCUGGUGCCGCCCGAGCACCCCGAGAGCACCUGCGGCGCGUACCGGGCCCAGCUGCUGCCCCGACUGCCCCCCCCCGGCCCGCGGGUGCUGUCGGUGACCCCCGGGCUGGGCCCCGCCGCCGCCGCCAGAGACUACGGGGAGCAGCUCCGGGGAGCUUUCCCGGGGCAGGAGGUUCCCGUGUUUGACCUGCUGGUGCUGGGGGUGGGCCCAGAUGGACACACCUGCUCCCUGUUCCCAGGGCACCCCCUGCUCCAGGAGCAGGAUGAGAUCGUCGCUGCCCUCGAGGACUCCCCGAAGCCGCCGCCGGCGCGGGUGACGCUGACGCUGCCGGUGCUGAACGCGGCGCGGAGCGUCCUGGUCGUGGCCGCCGGCGCCUCCAAGGCCCCCGUGCUCAAGCGGAUUUUGGAGGGGAAGGAGGAGCCCCCCCUCCCCGCCGCCCUCGUCCGGCCGCGCUCCGGGCGCCUGCGCUGGCUCCUGGAUGAGGCGGCGGCCGCGGAGCUCAGCAUUCCCACGGAAAAACACCCCGGAGUGUAGAGCUGGGGAUGGAUCCACGGCAUUCCAGGAGCUGGGUGUCCCCCUGGGAAUCCAGCCCCGACUUUAGAGCCAGAGAUGAGUCCUGGUCACGUUCCAGAGCUGAGUAUUCCCACGGAGAAACACUCUGGGUCGUAGAGGCAGUGCUGGAUCCAUGGCAUUCCAGGCAGGAAUAGGGAGUCCCAUGGGCUGUGACCCAAAACGUGGGAUUUUUUACUCUUUUUUAGGAUCAAACGGUGCUUUGCCAAGCUUUCCAUGGAAUAAUUCCUUAGAUUUGCUGGGGGCUGGAAUCAUGUGCGGGGACGGGAUGAUUUUGUGCUGGAGGGUUUGGAAUCCAUGUGGGAACUGGGAUGGAGGGACUGGGAGGGAAAAAUGGGGGGAAAAUGGGCUGGAAUGAGUGGAUUUGAGUCUGACAUUCCAGACAGCCCAGGAGCUGAGUAUUCCCAGUAUUCCCAAACACUGCAGAGCAUAGAGCUGGUGCUGGAUCCAUGACAUUUCAGGCAGGGAAUAGGGAAUCCCACGGGCUGUGCCCCAAAACAUGGGAUUUUGGACUUUUUUUGGGAACAAACAGUGCUUUGCUGAGUGAA